CUUGCUUCUGCUUCGAAUUUCUCGUUGUCAUCUUCGUUCGCGUUACGGUGUCGAAGGUUUUAUCGUUAAAACACUAUUAUUUUUGUUAUUAUAUAAAAUGUCGGCUAGAUAUGACCGUGCCAUUACUGUAUUUUCGCCGGAUGGCCAUCUCUUACAAGUAGAGUAUGCACAGGAAGCGGUUCGUAAAGGAUCCACUGCAGUUGGAGUUAGAGGUACCGAUGUAGUAGUCCUCGGCGUUGAAAAGAAAUCUGUUGCGAAACUGCAAGAAGAAAGGACUGUACGAAAGAUAUGCUUACUGGAUGAUCAUGUUGUCAUGGCUUUUGCUGGGCUGACUGCUGAUGCUCGCAUCCUAAUUAAUCGGGCUCAAAUUGAAUGCCAGUCUCACAAAUUAACUGUUGAAGAUCCUGUGACAUUAGAGUACAUCACGAGAUACAUUGCUGGCCUAAAACAAAAAUACACCCAGAGUAAUGGCCGUAGGCCUUUUGGAAUUUCUUGUCUGAUUGGUGGCUUUGAUUAUGAUGGGAAACCGCACUUGUUCCAAACAGAACCUUCUGGUAUUUACUAUGAGUGGAAGGCAAACGCAACAGGACGAUCUGCUAAGACUGUACGAGAGUUCUUAGAGAAGAACUACAAAAAUGAUGAGGUUGCUAAUGAGAAAGGAGCAGUGAAGCUUGCUAUCCGGGCUCUUUUGGAAGUUGUCCAGUCUGGCCAGAAGAACCUAGAGAUUGCUGUCAUGAAACGCGGACAACCUAUUCAGAUGCUGGACGCUGAUACAAUCAAUUCUUAUGUAUCCGUGAUUGAAAAAGAAAAAGAGGAGGAAGCCGAAAAGAAGAAACAGAAGAAGUAAUAUGAAAAACGCAUUUUCUUAUUAUAUUUUAUUGGUUUCUAAGUAAAUAUAUUUGAAAAUAA
This is a messenger RNA of Leguminivora glycinivorella, 909 nucleotides long. RefSeq names its product proteasome subunit alpha type-7-1 (gene Prosalpha4). The record is from RefSeq and is a predicted model, not a curated record. Bases 98 to 847 code for a protein of 249 amino acids. NCBI's taxonomy places the organism in Eukaryota, Metazoa, Arthropoda, Insecta, Lepidoptera, Tortricidae. The transcript has 3 exons. Gene Ontology annotation, cellular component: proteasome core complex; nucleus; proteasome core complex, alpha-subunit complex. Gene Ontology annotation, biological process: ubiquitin-dependent protein catabolic process.